AUGUACAUCCAGUCCUGCUUGAACCAAAGCAACCGCAACAAUAUGAGCCUGUCGAUGAGCUUACAGAAACAGAAGGACGCGAAUGCGGACGAGGGGGACUACGCCGACGGCCGGCGCAUCAUGAUUCACAACCCGCUUAAGGGCCAUCUCUUUAGCUGCUCCUCGGACUCCUCACUUGACAACUCCAUCUACCAGCCAGAGCUGAUUGUGGCAGCGCCCAGCAGCGCACAAAAGGCGAGUAGCGACCUCGGCAACCGCCUUGAUGCAACGCUUGGUUUCUGCGGCGAGGAGACGGCGCAAGGGCUGGUCGCUGAGCAAGUUGAGGGCCCAUGUGACGAGAAGCGCGUGAACCUGAUUGAGGUGCGCGCAAUCGACUCGGACGACGAGCCGUCCUCGCUAGAGGAACAGGAGCCACAAGUGUGUUGCACCCUUUCCAGUCUUCCUACCUUUGCUUCCAUCAUGUGCCUCGGUGCCAUUGUUGUGGGUCUGCUAGGCUUCCUUCCCUUCUACGUCGUCGGCGUCCAGUCGAACUCGCGCACCACGGAAUACCUCUUAAGGGAAGUCAUGACGAGUGCAGUCGCCAUUACGCAAGACAGCCUGUCAAUGCUUCCCGCCUUUGUGCGAAUCGUGACGUUUAAUUACAUGAAGCGCCAUAACACGACGCUGGAGGAGACGGACUUGGCCGAGGACCCAGAUCAGCUGCUGGCGUCGCUUCUCAUGGUUCUCGCUCGCUUCGACACAUCCAUUUCAUAUUUGCGACUCAUCUACGAAGGCGGUCUCUACACGAGUGCCGGGUACACGGAUCUGAGCCCGGCAGAUGGGGACCAGAUGCAAAAGUUGUACGGCGGUUAUAGUUGCACGCAGAACACAGUCCCAUUACUCGAAGUGUACAAGGAUAGCAUCACCGUUGUUGAGCCGCCCAAGGUCUUGGGUUACUUUGACUUCCACCACGAAAUCACGCACAUGGGAAGCGCCAUGAACCAGAUCGUGAAGACGUGGGCAGCGAACCCGCAAAACAACACGCGCUGGCUGCCAGCAUCUGACAACGCCAGUUCGACGUACUUCAAUUUUGUGAUGCCUUUUACUGUAAACGGCACCCUUGGCUACUGCGAGGCUGGUGCCUUGUCGAACGUGAUCAUUCGAGAAGCAACUGCCCUCGCCACUUUUCUGCGCGAGCACGGCUCUAUCUUCCUAGUGGACGCCACGCGUAACAUUCUUGUCGGUAACAGCUGGGGCCAAUCAAUACAGAAUAGAGUGGAGGACAGCACGUCUGGCUCAGCCAUCUACGUCCCUACUCGCAUCUACGAAAUCACUGAGCCCAUCAUUCGUGCUGCCAUGAAGGUGGUCAACGAGAGCGGUAGCUUGACGGAGGUGUUAAAGAGCAGAAAUACAACCCUCAUCACCUUUCCUUUCAAGGGCAACAAUGCACUUCUGAACCUCACAAGGGUGACGGACACGUACGGCCUGGACCUCGUUCUUGGCGUCGUGGCUCUUCGGGGGGACUUUAAGAAGUCUUUUUCUACUGCGCGCACGGCGGCCAUCACGGUGACAGUUCUGGUGGUUGUGAUUGCUGCUGUCGCUGCGAUGAUGAUCGUGUGGUUUGUUGUUCGGGAGAUGAAGCGACUCAUCCCACAGCUCAUCCGCGCAUCCAACCUUGAGGUGUCCCACAGCGACAAGGAACACCGUGUGCAAGGCUGGUUGGCGUACAUUACGGAGAUUCGCUGCAUUCACGAGGCCUUUGUGCGCGUUGAGCGGAGUCUUCGGGAGAUGCGCACGUUUGUUCCUGCGGCCGUCAUGACACUGGCACCGUCUGACGACUCUCACAGCGAUGUGGAUCUCGCUGACGGUAAGACGCGCCGUGUCCGUACUCGCUUUAACGCUAACAUUGUCAAGGACAACACAAACGAGUUUUCGCGCGUGGAUGUCGCGAUGGUGCUGGUGGAUGUGCACCGCGCAGUGGACACGACUGAGGCGUGCUUUAUCAUGGAUAUCAUCUCGCAACGCGCCGAGGAGUACACCGGGUACAUCGAGUCCGUCAGCUCCAGCAGCUUCUUUGUCAACUUCGGCACCCAGUCACAGAACCCGCUCGUCGUGUCGAAAAUCUGCCGCUUUGCGUUCGAGGUGCACCGCUCCAUGCCGGAGUCCAUUCGCAGUCGCGUCGUCUGUUUUGCUGUUCGCAUGCCGUUUCUUGUCGGCACCUGUGGCGCGCGGCACAGCAAGGCCCGUGUGGUGUUUGACACGCAGCGAAUGCUCGACAUUUCGAAGGUGCUCUGGGACAUUGGUUGCCACGUCGCCUCCACGACGGACACCCUCUCGCACUUCGCCACGAGCAGCGCGCAGAUCCCGUGGUACCGCAUUGAUUGUGUGCGCUUCCCGGACGAGGUUUCGCAGGUGACCCUUUGUGAGCUGCGUGACCCGUGGUCGUCGUUGCAGGAUAAUGCGAACAUGCCUAAGAAGAUGGGCGACGGUCUCUCGAAAAUGUGCAAAGGUGAGUACAAAGAGGCGCUCAUGAUUUUUGACUCUGCACAUAGCGAGAACGUGCAACUCAAGCGACUGCGCCAGAUCUGCGUGGAUCGCGUCGCCUCUGGCGAUACGACCAAGUACAUCCAUCUCAUCCAGGACGUCUAUGUGCUGGACACCACUUCCAGCAGCCAAGAGGACAUGGUGAUGGGUGGCGGUGCCGCGAUGUUCGACUACGAUGCCGGCGUCUCUAUCGAUGUGGCGACGAGCACCAGUGGGAUGGGCGAUCCGUUCAAGGAGACACCGGUCUUCGCACGCAGUUUCCGCGGCAGUAUCGCGGGGAUGCCACCCCCAGUGUUAGCGCAACCCGUGGCACACGCUUCAUUUCCUGUCGCGCACCAGGCCGCACCCACCCGCAAAUCGAAAACGUCACUGACGCCAUCUGUGACGACUGGCGGUGAGACACCCGAGCUCUCGCACCUCACCGAGCGGGCUGUGACGACUGCCAUGGGUCCCCGCGAGCUCUCUGCAGGUGCGCCGCUGGUUGCUGGAGUCAACGGCUCGGAUCCUGGUUUCCCCCCCUUCCAUCCGCAAAUCUCUGACGCGACGACGGUGGCAGCCAGCGUGCCUGGGAGCUCCCCUCCGUGGGGCGUGCAGGACGACACCGAGAGUGAGACACCGUCUUUUCUCACGAAUGCCUUCGUCUUCGAGUCCUCUGUGGUCUCGACGGACGCUCUUGGUGCGGCUGUGCAGGGCGGGGAUGAGCCACAGGUUCUGCGGGAUGUGAAUCAGCAUGAGUGGCAGGUCUCCCUCUACCCGAUCGGCAGUGGUGCCUUUAGUUUCAUCUAUCUGGGUAUGUCAGACGAUGGCGUGCAAGUGGCAAUCAAGCGCAUCCCCCGGCUGCACCGCGGCAUCAAGGAGGAGGAGAUGGUCUCGGAGGUGUGCACGUGCGCCAAGCUGCGUCAUCCCAACAUUGUUCCCUAUAUUUCCUGCUGCGUGACUCAGUCGUAUCUGGCGAUCAUUAUGGAAUACAUGCCAGGCGGCUCGCUGCACGACAUCAUCGACAACUUCGGCAAGCUUCCUCGCACCGUGGUGCGUCGGUUCAUGCUCGACAUCGUGAAUGGCCUAGCGUAUUUACAUGAGUCAACGACGCACGGUGACGUGAAGCCGCACAACAUUCUUCUUGGCGUGGACGGCGUAUGCAAGCUCUCCGACUUUGGCUCCGCCUCGGACAAGCUCACGGAGGUCUGCUGCGUCGAUGAGGACCGCCUGAUGCGCGGCACGGCCGUGUACAUUUCACCUGAGGGUGCACGCAACCUUCCACUGACCUCCGCCUCCGACAUCUACUCACUCGGUAUCUCUUUUUUGGAGAUGGUGCUGGGCCGCCUGCCGUGGAAGUGGGCCGACGACGAGAGGACAGACGCGCUCCCGCUGCGACACAACCACGAGUUUGUGCAGUGUCUCACCGCCAAUGCCAUCGUCGUUGACAUUCCCGACGACCUCGACAACGACAUGCGCGAGUUGGCCCUGGCGAGCUGCGCUGAGAAUCCUGAGAACCGACCCACUGCCCAAGAGCUGCUCUCUUUCGCUUUUCUGAUUUGA
This is a messenger RNA of Leishmania braziliensis MHOM/BR/75/M2904, 4062 nucleotides long. Its product is annotated as putative serine/threonine protein kinase. Gene Ontology annotation, molecular function: protein kinase activity; ATP binding. Gene Ontology annotation, biological process: protein phosphorylation. NCBI's taxonomy places the organism in Eukaryota, Euglenozoa, Kinetoplastea, Trypanosomatida, Trypanosomatidae. Bases 1 to 4062 code for a protein of 1353 amino acids. The transcript has a single exon. The record is from RefSeq and is a predicted model, not a curated record.